AUGGCCCCAAAUUUUUCUGAGGAUCACGAAAAUUGGGGAUUCCGGCCAAAAUUCCGUGUUUUCCGCGUGUUUCGCAGGCGUGCUCGGUGGGCUCGUGCCGCGGCCGCCUCUCGCUGGAGUCUCCAUCCCUUGCGUUUCCCCAAGGAAUCACCAAAUUUGGGGAUUCCCAAAUUCCAGAGGGCGUGCUCGGUGGGCUCGUGCCGCGGCCGCCUCUCGCUGGAGUCGCCCGUUUUCCCCGGCAAUCCCGGAAUUCCCAUUCCUUGGGCGUGCUCGGUGGGCUCGUGCCGCGGCCGCCUCUCGCUGGAGUCGCCCGUUUUCCCCGGCGCUGCCCUCGAGCAUCUCCGGCCGCCGUCGGCGUGGCCGCGGCGCUACGUGAUGGGGCACUUCCGCUGGAACCACUUCGGCACCAAGCACAACGGCACCGCCGACGCCGGCAGGAAGCGGGACAACGACGAGGAAGAGGAGGAGGAGGAGGAAGGAAAAGAAUUGGGAAGAAAAUUGGAGGAUUUGGGGUUGUGGGGCAAGGACGGGAAGCGCUCGUACUCCAUGGAGCAUUUCCGCUGGGGGAAACCCGUGGGGCGCAAGAGGCGCCCGGUCAAGGUUUACCCCAACGGGGUCGGCGAGGAGGAGGAGGGUGAGGAGGAGAAUUCGCGGGUUGCGGAGUUCCGGAGGGAGGAGGAGGGUGAGGGUGAGGAUGAGGAGGGUGAGGGUGAGGAGGGUUUGCCGUGGGGGUGGCGGAAGGAGAAGCGCUACGGCGGCUUCAUGGGCUCGCAGAGGGCGCGGACGCCGCUGGUGACGCUCUUCAGGAACGCCAUCGGGAAGAGCUUCGGCAAGGAGGGGCAAGUUCAAUCAUUAAAGAAAAAAGUCCGGAAUUCCGGAGGGAUGAACGCUUGGGAGAGGAGGAGGGAAGAGGAUGAGGAGGAUAAGGAGGGUGAGGAUGAGGAGGAUGAGGAUGAGGAGGGUGAGGAUGAGGAGGGUUUGCCGUGGGGGUGGCGGAAGGAGAAGCGCUACGGCGGCUUCAUGGGCUCGCAGAGGGCGCGGACGCCGCUGGUGACGCUCUUCAGGAACGCCAUCGGGAAGAGCUUCGGCAAGGAGGGGCAGUGACGGGGAGAGAAAACGGGAAAAAUCCCUGGGAAAAAAUUCCGGGGGAAAAUCCGGGGGAAAAUGGGAAAAACCCGGGGAAAAAAUUCCGGGACAAAUCCGGGGGAAAAUGGAAAAAAUCCUGGGAAAAAACACGGAAAAAUUGAGAAAAUCCAAUGGGA
Melospiza melodia melodia is the source of this 1262-nucleotide messenger RNA. RefSeq names its product proopiomelanocortin (gene POMC). Gene Ontology annotation, cellular component: secretory granule; extracellular region. The coding region runs from base 1 to 1104 and encodes 367 amino acids. Gene Ontology annotation, biological process: regulation of corticosterone secretion. The record is from RefSeq and is a predicted model, not a curated record. Gene Ontology annotation, molecular function: G protein-coupled receptor binding; hormone activity. NCBI's taxonomy places the organism in Eukaryota, Metazoa, Chordata, Aves, Passeriformes, Passerellidae. The transcript has 5 exons.